Molecule: messenger RNA, 2790 nt
Organism: Dicentrarchus labrax (European seabass)
Lineage: Eukaryota; Metazoa; Chordata; Actinopteri; Moronidae
Gene: arl3l1
Product: ADP ribosylation factor like GTPase 3, like 1
Exons: 13
Coding region: 1809-2372 (187 amino acids)
Biological process (GO): cilium assembly
Cellular component (GO): cytoplasm; microtubule cytoskeleton
Molecular function (GO): GTP binding; GTPase activity
Source: RefSeq, a predicted model, not a curated record
UUCUGAUGCAAAGACUAUUAGGUUAGGCAAAGCAGAGUCAUCAUUCAGCUGUACAUGAGGAGGAAACAACACCACCACAGAGAAUGGUGAUGAGAAAGAUAUGUCUGUGUCUUUUGCUUGGUCAUCUCCUCAUAGCUGUCGUUGGCUCUGACACUGGGCAGGAACAGUGUCUGAAAUGUGACAUCAAAAAAGAACCUCUGACAGAUUCUUGUCUAUUCUGCCCAGCCAAACCAGCACAAUGCCUCAAUGCAUCUGCAGAUAAUCAAUAUAACUGCACAAAAGACUUUCAGGUUUGUGUCAGCAGCAGUGGGUCAGCGCCAGCAGAGGGUGAUCGUGUCACUCUAACAUGUGUCCAUAACUUUCUCAAUUUGACUCUGAUGUUUGGGUGGAAGAAAGAUGAGAAGGAAAUCCCGGAAGGCCAAAAUCAAAGCGAACUGGUUCUUGAAAAAGUGUUUUCACAUAAUUCAGGCCAGUACAUCUGCUUUGUGAAAAGUGAAUAUGGCUGUUAUGAGUCUUUGCCACAUGAAUUCAAGGUAAACGAGAGCACUGUGGUGAUCCUGGUGAUCUGUGGUGUUGCCGCUUUGGUCCUGGUUGUGAUUAUGGGGCUGGCUAUGAAGUUCAAGCUGAAAAGAGACAACGCUAAACACAAAGAGAGGAUGAAACAGAGGGCACAGAUUGGACAGAGUGGUGCUCCAGCUCCAUUCACACCAAGAGGGUCUUAAAUAAGAAAAAGUCUAUCACAUUGAACAACAAUGAAUACUAAUAUUGUUUGAUAAGUUUCUGUUGUAGUUUUUUCAUAUAGAAAGAAAACCUCUUUAAUCUCUGUCUUUGAAGCUAAGAGUGUGUGGUCAGGUGAGGUUACAAGCUUAUGUACAGCCUUUUCCGGACAAGGGUGUAUCCAUUGUUUAACACAGCAUUAACGUCAACCACGCCCACUAACCAGAAAGCCUGUUCAGUUGAGGAAAAGAGCCUAGAAAUGUUUUAAUCCAGCCACAGGACAGGAGGCCUGCUCAAACUAAUCCCACUGAAUGCUCUUCUCACUGGAACGCACACUGCAGAUGAGCCACACAGAGCAGCAUUAUAGCGGCUGGCAUGUAAUGGAUAUAUGGGAUGUUAAUGGUAUCCAAACCUCUCCGAGAGAGAUGGAUUGAUGGGAUUUGAAAGUUGAUGUAUGAGCACAGAAAUAAUAAAUUCCCUGGUUCAACAACAUGAUGUAAUCCUUUGAAGUGUAUGUGUUAAACUGUAUGCAUACUGCCAGUCCUCAAGCUGCCCAGAGUGUCUUUGUUUUUCUCCAAUAUCAGCUUCCCCCCACCUCUCAGCCAUAUGGUAAAAUGUCUGAAAGUUUUUCUAUUUUUGUGUGUGAGUGUGUCAGGAAGGAGUGUUUACUCAGUUUCCUCCUAUAGCAGGUGGCUAAGGGAUAAUCCAGGUAAAGCCACUGCAAAGUGGAGAUGGAGGGAUGGACAGAGGAAGGGGGAGGGCAGAUGGGGUGGCCUUUGCAUGGAUGACCAGGGCUAAUUCUGGCCUCCUAAUCCCAGCCCCAUCCACCCUCCCCCUCUUCCUGCUUGCUAACUCCACGGCGACAGUGAGGAGCAAUUGACGCCCAGGUAGACAUUACUAUCGCAUACACACAUAGCACUUAACCCACCUAAGUUUACAGAAGAAAAAGAAGAAGAGGAAAAAGACAAGAGGCUGUUGGUACCUUUUCUGGAUAGCUAACCUGGGUGACCUGGAUAACUAACACACCUGUGUGAGCUUCACUGGAGAAUGUAGCUGCAGCCCUCCAGCCAAGCCACAGGAAACACGCCACCAUGGGAGAAGCUCAAAAGGGCUUACUCUCUGUCAUUGAGAAACUGAAGGGAUCCACAGAGCAGGAGGUCAGGAUAGUGCUUUUGGGGUUGGACAACGCCGGCAAAACCACCCUGUUGAAGAGCCUCGCCUCUGAGGAUGUAAACACCAUCACACCAACACAGGGCUUCAACAUAAAGAGUGUUGCCUCUCAUGGCAUGAAACUUAAUGUUUGGGACAUUGGAGGACAGAGGAAGAUAAGGCCUUUCUGGAAAAAGUACCUGGAAAACACAGACUUGUUGAUUUAUGUUAUUGACAGUGCAGACAAGAAGCGGUUUGAGGAGACGGGACUGGAGCUGUCCGAGCUGAUUGACGAGGAGAAUCUAAAGGGCGUUCCGGUGCUCAUCUUUGCCAAUAAGCAGGAUCUGGCCACAGCGUCACCGGCCAGUGAGAUCGCUGAGGGACUCAACCUGCAUACGUACCGGGACCGUGAGUGGCAGAUUCAGGCCUGCUCAGCUGUGUCUGGGGAGGGAGUUCAGGAUGGCAUGAACUGGAUUUGCAACAACAUUGUGAAUAAGAAGAAGUGAACCAGCGUCCCAAACAACACUGAGUCAAACAGAGAACCAUCAUCAAUUUCACUUCAUGUAAUAUCAGUACACCCACAUAUGACAGAUCCUGCUUCCCCACACAGAUUUCAAUGAUAAUUCUGUUUUUACAAUUUGUGUAAUUUUUAUGAAUAUUUUGCAAAUGUAGCUAAUUUAAAGACAUAUUUUAGCUACAAUAAGUAAAUUGGACACUUCAUAAUUCAUUCAUAAUUGUUCAGUCCUAAAAAUGUAUGUUUUUGAUCCCCUUAUUCCAAGAACCCUUGUCUGGUGAAUUUGUGUGCAUUCUGGAGAAAAAGUGUGUAGCCAUGUAGAACUGUUGGGGUUUGUCAGUUACAUAGCUCAGUGUGAGUGUAAAGGAUGUGUUUUGAGAUUUUUGACAAUAAAAUAAUUAGUCAUUUCA